AUGCAGACAGUAGACAAACGCGCCGACGCCGUCCACAACGCAGACGAUGUCGACAUGCGGGAAAGUGUGAACGCUUUGAAAGGAAAGGAGCCCGCAGCUGCACUCGCAGUUGCCUCUGAACCACAUAUCGAUAAGGCGGAUGUUUCACUCUUUCCCAGCCCAGCCCACGGAAAAAAUGAGAACGGCGGCAGUCGAGGGGGUCAUCCGGCAUACACGGAUGAGGGGCGGCCGAGUCAUGCAUCGAGCGACGUUCGGAAGACUAACACCAACGAGGGUUUUAAAACUAAUCGUUGCGAUGCUGCGGGGGGGCCCUAUCAAAAUGAAGGGAUUUCAAAUCCGUCUGAGUAUUUGCGGUGGCGACAACGGAGAAAAAAUUUGACUUCCGCGGAUUAUUGGCGAGCGGCGGAGAAGGAGCGCGUCAUUGGCCUUGGCACGGUCGGUCUCUUUCAAGAUCAGCAGCCUGACAGCCCCCCGCCUGGAGAGGCGUCUGCGUGCGUCAAUGGCACCAUCAUCGUGGGGCCACCGGGGUACGUGCGGAAGGUCAAAGACUACAAUGAUUGGCGUGAGAAGCACAGUGAACUUUUCUCCACCUUGAGAAAUCAGGAUGAGAGGGAGCGGCAGUGCAUGCGUCUGCGCCGGCUCCACGAGAAGGCAAGACAGCGGGAAGAAGAAGAAUAUGAAUAUGCCUCCGCCGUCAGACGUCUGCGUAGGCGCGGGUGGUCGGUGUUGGGGAACGCUCCACGACAAGUGGAUCACACACGGUUUAACCAAAUAAAGGCCGAGCGUGAGGCCUUUCGUGCGGAAUGUGAAGGGAAUGUAGUGCGCAAGAUUCAAGAGGCCUCAAAGCAACGUGAAAACAUCUUACAGCAAGUUGCCAUGUAUAAAGAAGAGAAGGCACGUCAGGAGAAUAUUGUGCGGGAUGCCGCACGGCAGGAGCGCGAGGAACAGAACGCCAAACGAGAGGAGUAUUUAACGCUCCUUAAAGAACGGGCAGCCAACACACGGGCGAUAGCUGAAGAAGAGCGGGAGUUUAUUCGCGAGUGUGCGGCUACGGAAAGUAAAUAUCGGCAGAACCGUAUCGAUAUUUUGCGUGAACGCGUCUUUGCAAAGACGUAUACGAACGGCCUUCUCACCAACCUCUCAAGCACCUUGCGUGGAGCUGGCAGGCAGUACCCACCGGGGGACUGGCGCAACACCUUUAAGAGUCCGCUGCGGCGGCUACCCAACGCCAGCGACGAUGCCUUUCGUAAGCAGUGGGUGACGGAGUUGCAGGAGGAGCGGCGGGCGGUGGCACGGGCGGAGGUGGAGCUAAUGAAACGUCUGCAGACAUCCGCCCAACGCGAGGCCGCAUACCGCGACAAUUGUGAGCGUGCUGAGGCCCUCCGCAAAGAGAAGGAUGCAUUGCGGGAGAGGAAAAAACAGCAAUGCGAGGAAGUUCAGCUGUUUCACAAAGCUCUGCGUCAACAGGAAGUGGAAGGACAGAAAAGACGUGAAGAAGUCCUCCGUGCACUGCGUGAGUCAAAGCGGGAGGCGGCCUCGAUUAUUCGGCAAGCCAUAGAAGAAGAAGAAAUGAUGUUUCAAACGCUGGAGGAUGAAGAACUGCGGCAACUGCAGGAACGCGUGGCACAGAUGAAGAAGAAUAAAACGUUUCCACCUCGAAUGGCUUUAUCACCUCCUGCAGAAAGAGUUUUGUAA
Trypanosoma cruzi is the source of this 1695-nucleotide messenger RNA. RefSeq lists its product as uncharacterized. The record is from RefSeq and is a predicted model, not a curated record. Bases 1 to 1695 code for a protein of 564 amino acids. NCBI's taxonomy places the organism in Eukaryota, Euglenozoa, Kinetoplastea, Trypanosomatida, Trypanosomatidae. The transcript has a single exon.